CAAUGGUUGAAUCGGAUUCUCUAACUAGUUUCUUUAUCCUACAAUCAUCCCUUAUUCUGAUCCCGAACGUGUGAUUUCGUGUUUGCCAUAAUGGACACCGAGAAUCUUUUUAACGUGAAGGGGAAAGUGGUGUUGGUCACUGGAGGAGCCAAGGGGAUCGGCCGCAUGAUCUCCCAAGGUUACGUGACAAACGGAGCCACAGUUUACAUCGCAUCUCGGGAUGCGAAGGCAUGCGAGAAAGCAGUGAGCGAGCUUAAUGCCCUUGGAAAGGGAAAAGCGUACUUCAUUCCAGCAAAUUUCUACAAUGAAGACGAUUGCAAGAAGUUGGCAGAGGAGCUUGGAAAGCGCGAGAGCAAACUCCAUGUCCUUGUCAACAACUCUGGGUCGACUUGGGGCGCUCCUUACGACGAUUACCCGUCUUCUGCCUGGACUAGAGUCCUUACACUCAACCUUCAGCGGGUGUUCACCAUCACUCAACUUCUCACCCCAUUAUUAGAGAAAGCGGCGUCUCCCGAAGACCCAGCCCGUAUUAUCAAUAUCGGAAGUAUCGAUGGCCUCCGCGUUCCGGCGCUUGAAACGUUUGCAUACAGCGCCAGCAAAGCCGGUCUGCACCAUCUGAGUCGAGUCCUAGCAUACCAUCUUGGAAGCAAAUAUAUAACGUCGAAUACGCUGGCUUGUGGGCCAUUCGAGAGCAAGAUGAUGGCCACUACUCUGGAACAAUAUAAAGAUGUCAUCGAAAAUGGCAUUCCGUUGGGUCGGAUUGGCUCUCCCCAGGACAUUGCAGGUGCUUGCUUGUUCCUAAGCAGCCGAGCUGGAUCGUAUGUGAACGGAGCGACAAUUCCGUUGGAUGGCGGAUGUGUUAUUGCUGCAAAAAUGUAAAUUUGGUCCAGAACAGAUGUAGAUCAGCCCAAUAGAUAGGUGUCCAGGAAUGCACACUAUGUUGACUGACACUGGCUGAUCGUAUGAGCUCUAAUCACCAUUCCAUUGAGUUCAUUCUGGACAAAUCCAAA
Messenger RNA from Monascus purpureus, 1010 nucleotides. The record is from the annotation of a GenBank genome assembly. NCBI's taxonomy places the organism in Eukaryota, Fungi, Ascomycota, Eurotiomycetes, Eurotiales, Aspergillaceae.